UCCGUCAUAUGCUCUAACUAGAAAAACAAUAGUCUCCAAAUAAAUCGUUAGAUUAUAUUUGACAUUAUUAACUUUUUUCUUCCUUACAAGAAGAAGCGGCCAUGGAAGCCAAGGGAGCAAGCCAGCUUAGCUCUAUUAUCGUUCCUUCUGUUCAAGAGAUGGUCAAGGAGAAGAUGAUCAAGACGGUUCCUCCCAGGUAUGUACGGUCUGAUCUAGACAAAGCUGAGAUCGACGUUGACUUAAACACCAAGAUCCCAGUCAUCGACAUGAAUCGUUUGUGUUCUUCAACCACCAUGGAUUCUGAGAUUGACAAGCUCGACUUCGCUUGCAAAGAAUGGGGAUUUUUCCAGCUUGUAAACCAUGGAAUGGACUCAGGCUUCUUGGAUAAAAUCAAGUCCGAGAUUCAAGAUUUGUUCAACCUUCCUAUGGAAGAGAAGAAGAAGCUUUGGCAACAACCUGAGAACAUGGAAGGGUUUGGACAGGUUUUUGUGGUUUCAGAAGAGCAGAAACUCGAUUGGGCAGACAUGUUCUACGUUGCAAUGCAACCAGUUGGAUUACGUGACUUGUUCCCCAAGAUACCUCUUCCCUUUAGAGAUACACUGGACUCGUAUUCCGCUGAAGUGAAAAGCAUAGCUAGGAUCUUAUUUGAGAAGAUGGCCAUAGCCUUGAAGAUCAAGCCCGAGGAAAUGGAAAAGCUUUUUGAUGAUGAGUUAGAACAGAGAAUAAGGAUAAAUUACUACCCACCUUGUCCAGAGCCCGAUCAGGUUAUUGGUCUGACUCCGCAUUCUGAUUCUACUGGACUCACCAUACUGUUGCAGGUUAAUGAAGUGGAAGGUCUACAAAUCAAGAAAAACGGCAAGUGGGUCUCUGUCAAACCUCUCCCAAAUGCAUUCAUUGUCAAUGUUGGAGACAUCUUAGAGAUCAUAACGAAUGGGACAUACCGAAGUAUAGAGCAUCGUGGGGUUGUGAACUCAGAGAAAGAGAGGCUAUCUGUGGCAACAUUUCACAACACGGGAAUGGGUAAAGAAAUUGGUCCACUAAAAAGUUUCGUUGAAAGGAAAAAGGCUGCAUUUUUCAGAAGCGUUACCAGUGAAGAGUAUUUAAAGGGCUUCUUCUCCCGUGAGCUUAAUGGAAAAGCUUACCUCGAUGAUAUGAGAAUCUAGAGGAAAAACCACAGAAGUUUUCUUCUUUGAAAAAAAAAACAAAAAACAUGGGUAUGUUUCUUAUACUGUAUUUCGAACUUUAUUAAUAAAGGAAUAAAACAAGGAACCUUUCUGUAACAGAUGUAAGAUUUUAUUCAGCAAUGUAUUCUUUUUUGCUGUUGUUA
Eutrema salsugineum is the source of this 1327-nucleotide messenger RNA. Its product is annotated as protein SRG1. The transcript is spliced from 4 exons. The record is from RefSeq and is a predicted model, not a curated record. NCBI's taxonomy places the organism in Eukaryota, Viridiplantae, Streptophyta, Magnoliopsida, Brassicales, Brassicaceae. Bases 102 to 1163 code for a protein of 353 amino acids.